Molecule: messenger RNA, 1885 nt
Organism: Chelonus insularis
Lineage: Eukaryota; Metazoa; Arthropoda; Insecta; Hymenoptera; Braconidae
Exons: 5
Coding region: 54-911 (285 amino acids)
Biological process (GO): proteolysis
Molecular function (GO): serine-type endopeptidase activity
Source: RefSeq, a predicted model, not a curated record
GAAGGUAGUCAAUAUUUUUGUAACUUGUAUCACAAAUUUAACAAAAAACAAAUAUGUUGAAUAUACUAAGAUUUUUGUUGAUAUUAUGUUCAGUUGGAGUGUCUUAUUGUUGCUCAGUCAAAGAUUUUAGCAAUGAUAUUUCGUCAGACGAUUAUUAUGAUAAUGCAUUUACUUAUCCGUGGUUAGUUGUGAUUGACGAUAUCACAGAAAAAUUUGCAACAUUAUAUGGUGGACUUAUUCAUCCGAAAGCCGUUCUCACCAGUGCCGACCUCCUGAAAAGGCAUAAUAUGAACAACCUAAUAGUCGUGACAAACUGUGAUGAGAAUAUAGAAGAUGGCACUUUACAGAAUUGUUCUACUAGAAAUGUUAUGAAAAUAAUUUAUCCAGAUGAUAAUAAUGGUCAACUAACUCCUGAAAAGUCUUAUGCUUUGUUAAUCUUAACAACUCCAUUUAACAUUACCCCAACAAUAAGUCCUGUUAAUUUAAUUAAUAGUAUGGAACUUGUAGAUAAACAAUCAUGUGUUAUUACUCAUUGGCUGCGAGCUCACGACAUAAAACGUGAUAAAUAUGAAUUCGUGACAGAAGCUUUUCAGAUACCAUAUGUCGAUGGGAACUUUAGUAUCGAUGGAAUGAAUAAAGAUCAAAUAAUCGGAAGUAGUGAUUCGAUAAUACAAGCCAGUUUUUUCCUCCGUGUGGACAAUAAUAUUGUCAUGUAUUCACUGGCCUUUUUCGGAACUCCUAUCGUUUGCUAUGGUGAAGAUUCUAUACCCUACCAAGUUGGAAUAGCAAAUUUUGGUAUAAAAAUACCACUCUAUAAUGAUCGAUUUCCACUAAGAAUUUUAGGAUCAAAUUUUUUGAUUACUGAUUAUUUUGAUGAAAUUAUGAAAAAACUACAGGAAAAUGUUUCAUAAAAAAACUUAAUUUUUAUGUCAUAACACAAUAUUAUUUUUUAAAAACAAUAUUAUAGCUUUCAGCACAGAAAUUUUUUAAUAUUCGAGGGGAAGGUAGGAUUAUGAUCCACUCUUUAAUAUGGUCCAUUUGUUUAUUAUGCGAACACACUGCGUCUUUCAUUAGCUAACCUGCAUUUAUAUUGACAAAUAAUUUCUUAGCAACAAACAGAAGCUUUGAAAAGUGACAAUUGAUGAUAAUUCAAUAGAGUAAAAUGUAAUUGAAUAGAAACAAAAAAUGGCCCAUAAUUUUACCUCCUCUUUUAUAUAUGGAAGAGAGAGAGUUGAGAAAAAAUUAUCCAGCAAUUUAGGAUAACCAACUGCGCAGACAGAAUAAAAUGUAGCUUACAGGAAAGGAAUUUUUACAAAGUCGAAGGGUAAAUUCAAUUAUUUCGUAGGGUAAAUUUUACUUUUGCUGUGCAGUGUACUAUGAUUACCUAGCACGACAGGAUAAUUUUUACUUAAUCCUUCUAUCCGUGUAUAUUGUUCGGAAUGUAUUUAAGUAACUUUCAUCAUAUUUCAAUUGAAACAAUAACUCUCGAAUUGAAUGAAAAAAAUUUAUUCAUGCAAUAUAAUAAAUUACACAGGAAGUUAGCGAAAUAAUUAGUAAUGUUGAAGGCGUUGACAAAAAACCUGUCGAGAAUUGGCGUUUUAAGUUUAACAAUAGGCUUCAUUACAAUUAGAAGAGUGACGAAAUAUGAAAUAAUAUCUUCAACAAAAAAUAUUACCAUUCAAAAUGCACAGAAUUUAUAUAUUCGGUCACUGAACAUAUUUGUAAAGUGACCAUGUUCGGUCACUUUUCUCUACUGUUUCCUUAUCGAGAGUAUAAUUGUAAAGAACUAAUGAGUUCUAAUUACUAGCAUAUUUUUGAUUAUUAAUUAAAUUACAUUUUUAAUUAUUCCAAAAGGUUUUUUCAUGAUUUUCAUUUAGUUUCAGAA